This is a messenger RNA of Xenia sp. Carnegie-2017, 1549 nucleotides long. RefSeq lists its product as uncharacterized. The coding region runs from base 226 to 1053 and encodes 275 amino acids. The record is from RefSeq and is a predicted model, not a curated record. The transcript has 3 exons. NCBI's taxonomy places the organism in Eukaryota, Metazoa, Cnidaria, Anthozoa, Malacalcyonacea, Xeniidae.
AGCACGAAGCUCUGUAGUGACAUAUUGUAAGGCAGCCAUCGCGACGUUUUAAAGUAUGUGUCAGGCCAUUGUUUUCCCAACUCGGCAAUGGCAUGGUGGAUUCUGUAAUCACUAAAUCAGGGACACUGUUAGGAUAAUCCUCCGAAAAUUGAAUUUAUCUGACCGGCAUCAUACGAUACGCCGAUUUCGUUUUAAAUUUGAAAUUUGAAAACGGUCGUGUAAACAAUGAGCCAAGAAAUCGUAGCCUACAAACCAGUAAACUUACAAGAUCGUUUAGAAGAAGAACAACGACUACUCGAAGGAUAUUUUUAUCCAAAUAAAUAUCCAAUCUCGACGCACAAUGGUAAACCUUGUUUUGAACACACUGUAAAGUUUAAAAAUGGCAGAUCGUAUAAACUUCGCGUUUAUGUAAGCGAUGGUUAUCCUAAAUGGCUACCCGACUUGGUUGUUUGUGAAUCGCCAGAGCCAAUGCCUUCCGAAUGGAUAGGUGGCAGGCACAGCACUCAUACUUGGGGCUGGCAAAACUAUGGCUUGCUGCAGAUUUGUCAUUGGCAUUGGGCUGCUUGGAAAGAAGAGAACACAAUUUGUCAGGUUUUUUUGAAAGGCAAAGAAUGGCUUGAAGCAUACGAGAAAUAUCGUCUAACGAAAAAACUGCCCUUAGAGUUGGAACAAAUGGAACUUACUGAGGAAGAAAAAGCAAAAGAAAUGCAUGUUCAUCAAGUUUGCAUGAAGAAUUUCUUUCUUGAAUCUUUUGCAAAUUGGGUCGAGCUAAUCAGAGCUCAAAAUAUUUUGUUGCCUCUACUGCCGUUCGGCCAAGUCCAGCCUUCUGAGCUAGGAAAUGUCAACAUUUCUGGAAGACUAAUGAUUCAAGCAGCGGAAACAGAGUAUUCCAUAGACAGCGAGCUUCAAAGACUGAUGAAUGACAUCGCCAAAUGUAAAAGUGCCUUCCCUGGUUGUGACGUUGUCGUUUCAUGGAGUUUUAUAAAUGAAAAACUAAAAUUCAACAUUAUUGAACCUAUAGGCUAUCGAAUUUGGAAUGGGAUUUUACUUUAGUUCCAGCAAUUCAACAUGCUAGGUGAAUUUACCUCAUUUUUUAAUGUGAUAAUUUUAUGCAACCUGGGUUCUUCAAAGCACUAUUAACUCUUAUCCUGGUUUGAGAUUUAACAUAUGUUUUACGGUUUACUAAAGCUUGUUUGUUCCGAAAAUCCAAGGUUAAUGUAUCUAUUCACAUUGUGAUCAAAAUUUUAAAACUGCUCAUUUUAACUUUUGAUAUUUCAUUUUAAAAGUUUUCGUCCGAUUCAAGGUUAAAACGUAUAGUCCACCUUUGAAGAGCGUGCUAUAAACAGGUUUAGCAUAUAAAUAUAUCGAUAUGAAAAUGGUAAGUCAAGCACAAUACUCUUAUUAAUAAUGUAACAUAGAUAAUAUAUGCAUAUAUAUGUUCGUAUAAAAUAUUUUAUUCAAUAAUGAAAUAUUAAAUGUAUGUAGUUCGUGAUCGUUUAUAUCGUAGAAUGUAAUAAAUACUAAGUUAUUUUACCAACAAGCGUAUAAA